CCGUAUAAAGGUGUCAGUACGCCAGUCAGUCAGUGGUAGUGUCGGGAUCGCUUCGGCGCCGUGUCCACCUCUGAGGAGCCAUGUCUGCGUGUGGGCGACUGCUGGUGGCGGCGGCGGCGGUGGCGGCCGCGUCCUGUUCGCCCCAGUACGGCGCUCCGCCCGUCUCCUCCGGCACUCAGAGCUAUGGAGCUCCUCUGGAGAGCGCCGCCGCCGCGCAAGGCUUCGGCAGCGCUACCAACUUCCCCCAGAACAACGGGGGAGGCUUCGGUCAGGGCGGCGCCGCUGGGUUUGGAGGCAACAACGGAGGUCGGUUCGUUUCUUCUAGCGCAGGAGCAGGCCCGGCGAAUUCGUUCGACGGCCAGGGCAUGCCGUACAACUUCGACUGGGCCGUCCGGGAGCCCGAUUACGGCAACGACUUUGACCACCAGGAGGAGUCGGACGGCGUGCUGACGUCGGGUCAGUACCGGGUCAACCUGCCCGACGGCCGCGUCCAGAUCGUCACCUACACGGUGGAGGGAGACAGCGGCUUCCAGGCGACCGUCACCUACGAGGGUGAGGCCCAGUACCCGCCGGCCGGAGCCGGCCAGGGGGGCGGCGGUGGCUUCAGCCAGGGCGGCAGCGGCUUCAGCCAGGCUCUUGGAGGAGGUUUUAGUCAGGGUGCCAGCAGUACCUUUGGUCAGCAGAGUACAAACUACAACCAGCAGGGCGUCGGUAGUGGAUUUCGGCACCAGGAGGGGAGCAGAAUAGCAUCAACACCGUCGACAGCGUAUGGUGCCUUCUAGGACUUGCUGAUGAAAUACACUCCCGAGUUCCUUCAAUAAAUGUGCGGUGUGGAUUUGCUUAUUGUUCUCACAAGUUUCAUGUAUAUUGUAUAUCCCUUAUCGCGAAGACUGUAUCGGUGCACUGUGCAUUUGACGUGUUUACAAGGGUUUAUUCGACGAGCUUUCGAUGCUGAUUUAGUGGUCCAAGAAAUAU
This is a messenger RNA of Amphibalanus amphitrite, 975 nucleotides long. RefSeq names its product pupal cuticle protein 36a-like. Gene Ontology annotation, cellular component: extracellular matrix. The coding region runs from base 81 to 782 and encodes 233 amino acids. The record is from RefSeq and is a predicted model, not a curated record. The transcript has a single exon. NCBI's taxonomy places the organism in Eukaryota, Metazoa, Arthropoda, Thecostraca, Balanomorpha, Balanidae.